AUGUGUGGGAUAUUUUGUCAGCUGAGCUCGUCACCUGCUCCAUCUGAACCAAAUGCCACGGUUUAUGAACAACUAAAAAAGCGAGGACCAAAUUGCAGCAACAAUCUCAUGAUUCAAGGACCGGGCUGUUGUUACCAGUGUGUAUUUUCAGCUCAUGUUCUUCAUAUGAGAGGGGCCCUAACUCCACAGCCUGUUCAAGACGCUAAAGGGAACGUCCUGUUGUGGAAUGGAGAGGUAUUCGGGGGCCUCCCGGUUUCCCCAAAUGAAAACGAUACUACUGUUGUUUCUGAACAUUUAGCAGCUUGCAGCAGCCCGUCUGAAGUACUUGAUGUCUUCUCCUCAAUACAAGGACCCUGGGCGUUCAUUUAUUACCAGAAAGCUGCGGAAUACCUCUGGUUUGGACGAGACUUCUUUGGUAGGAGAAGUUUGUUGUGGAAAUUUGAUCCAGAAGUAAAAAUAUUCAGUGUGUCUUCUGUGGCGGCUCAUAAUUUGGAAGAUAAUGCUUGGAAAGAGGUCCCAGCCGCCGGUCUGUACAAAAUUGACCUAAAGACGAUCAACAAAGGCAUUACAUUUGAAAUAUACCCCUGGAAGAAACCUGAAAAUUGUGAAAAUGAUGACACUACGUGGGAAACAGUCCACAGUGAGUGCUCUGCGAUUACAAACCACUCGAGGCUCGUCAUACCAUCAUCAGUCACGCCACUGAAUAUGUCUUUGCCAGAUACAUUACGAGAGAAUGAAACUGCAUCUAAAAAUCAGCAGAAUAGCAAAGAUUUAGCACAACUACUAGCAAGCUAUGGCCAAACAAGCGACGUGAAUCAUCUAAUCGAUGUCUUAAGUGAAGCAGUGAGACGACGUGUCCAGUCGUUGCCUUUUAUUGAAGAAGUUGAGUCAUUGAAUAAAAACGUAGCUAAUGUUGCGAUACUAUUUUCAGGAGGUUUAGAUUCAAUGAUUUUAGCUGCUUUGGCCGACCGUCACAUCCCUACGCACGAACCUAUAGAUCUACUUAACGUUGCUUUCAAACUACAAGAGCCAAAAGUACAGAAAGUAGCUGGGAACAAGUCGAAAAAGCACAAAUGUAAAGCCUCAAACGCAAAUAUGGAGAACUGUGAAGUGAAACCAGCCUCUAGUCCGUUUGAUGUGCCAGAUCGCAUCACGGGGAAAGCUGGUUUGGAGGAAUUGGAAGUUUUGAAUUCGAAGAGAAAGUGGAAUUUUGUGGAGAUUAAUAUAAGACCAGAGGAGCUGCAGGAAACGAGGAGGGAGAGGAUCAGUCACUUGGUUUACCCCCUGGACACGGUGCUGGACGACAGUAUUGGUUGUGCCGUGUGGUUUGCAGCGAGAGGAAGAGGAGUCAUCAGAGACGGAAGUGAAGAGCGGCCAUUCACGUCUGAAGCAAAGAUCGUUCUGACAGGGAUUGGAGCUGAUGAGCAGUUGGCGGGAUACUCCAGACACAGAGUCCGGUUUAAGACCUCGGGACCUCAGGGACUUCUGGAGGAACUGUCCAUGGAGCUGAACCGGAUCUCCAGCAGGAACCUGGGCCGAGACGACAGAGUGAUCGGAGACCACGGCAAAGAGGCCAGGUUCCCAUACUUGGACGAGGACGUGGUGAGCUUCCUUAACUCUCUUCCCGUUUGGACUAAAGCCGAUCUGUCUCUUCCUCGAGGAGUCGGGGAAAAACUGCUUUUGCGACUCGCUGCUAAACACCUGGGCCUGGGUCAGUCCUGCGUCCUGCCCAAAAGAGCCAUGCAGUUUGGCUCUCGAAUCGCCAAAAUGGAGGACAACCGCGAAAAGGCAUCGGACAAGUGCACAAGACUUUUAACUGGAUAAACUUUUAUUACAAUCGACGGGAGGAACAAUUGAAUAAAUACAAACUUGAUUAUAAAAAUGUCAUUAUAU
Molecule: messenger RNA, 1893 nt
Organism: Periophthalmus magnuspinnatus
Lineage: Eukaryota; Metazoa; Chordata; Actinopteri; Gobiiformes; Gobiidae
Gene: asnsd1
Product: asparagine synthetase domain containing 1
Exons: 3
Coding region: 1-1824 (607 amino acids)
Molecular function (GO): asparagine synthase (glutamine-hydrolyzing) activity
Source: RefSeq, a predicted model, not a curated record